UCGCUGCUCCGCCGUCCCGAGCAUUUCCGCCGGGGCAGCGGCCGACGGCAGCCGCCGGCGGUAAAGGUUCAGGUGGGCUCCUGAGCUGGGGCAGCGGCCGCUCGGGGCGGAGGCUGCCCGGGCACUUCCCCGAGGGUUCCCCUGGAGAGCGGCACAGGCUCUCCGUUCGGUUCGCCUGCCCGGCCGUGCCCCUGGGAGGGCGGCGGGAGCCAUGCCCGGGAUGCUGCCCCGGGCACUGCCCGCCUCCCUCGGGCGGGGCUGCCUGGGCCGCUGGCUGCUCGCCACCCGCGGCUGGGCGCUCCUGGGCACCGGCGGCGGGACCGGGUCCUGCUCCUGCCCGAGGUGGCGGCACCAGCCCCCGCUGCUGCUCAGGGCCGCCCGGCAGAGCAUCGGGACGCGGGCAGGAGGGCUGAAAGCUGCAAAACCUGGCGGUGAUAGCAAAGAUGUGUCCGUGCAAAGGGCGCUGAACGAGGAAACGCUGGUGUCGGCGGCUCAGAAAGUGAAAGAAGCUGGAAGAGACUUUACCUAUUUUAUUGUGGUGCUUGUUGGAAUUGGUGUUACAGGUGGUUUGUUCUAUGUGAUUUUUAAAGAGCUAUUCUCUUCUUCUAGUCCAAAUAAGAUCUAUGGAGAUGCCUUGGAGAAAUGCAGAUCUCACCCCGAGAUAAUUGGUGUUUUUGGUGACUCUAUCAAAGGUUAUGGAGAGGCAACAAGAAGAGGAAGACGACAGCAUGUCAGUCACCUUGAAUACGUAAAGGAUGGACUGAAACACAUGCGUUUGAAGUUCUAUAUUGAGGGCACUGAGUCAGGGAAACAGGGAACAGUGCAUGUGGAAGUCAAAGAGAAUCUUGAAACGGGAAGAUUCGAGGUUCGCUACAUAUUUGUGGAUGUUGAGACCUAUCCGAGAAGAACCAUUGUCAUAGAGGACAACAGAUAGCCAACAAUCAAAGCUGCUGCCUUAUCUCACAUUGGAUAAUGUUGUUGUAGCCAGUCUACACAUGAAUUGUGUGCUGUUGCCAAUUGUGUCUCGCAGCUUCAGGGCUGUGUUACGGGAAGCAGCCUCUCAGGGCCUCCACUAAGGACUUUUGAUAAUAACAGAUAUGGGAUUUAAAGUGAAAUCAAUGAAAUAUAGCAGAACUAUCAUGGCUGAUAUUCUUGACAUAGGACAAUAAUGCCUCCUAAUAAACAGUUUAAUGCUGGAUAAUACUUCUGCACACCCAAAACCUGACUUUUCCAAGGUUUUGGGUUCGGAUGGGGAGAUUUUUCUCUUCCUUGGCUUGGAUUUCCCACUAUCACUGCAAUAAAGAAAGAGGUAGCUUGACUGUAGACAGAAA
Prinia subflava (tawny-flanked prinia) is the source of this 1331-nucleotide messenger RNA. It is a transcript of the gene TIMM21, whose product is annotated as translocase of inner mitochondrial membrane 21. Gene Ontology annotation, cellular component: TIM23 mitochondrial import inner membrane translocase complex. NCBI's taxonomy places the organism in Eukaryota, Metazoa, Chordata, Aves, Passeriformes, Cisticolidae. The record is from RefSeq and is a predicted model, not a curated record. Bases 212 to 934 code for a protein of 240 amino acids. Gene Ontology annotation, biological process: protein import into mitochondrial matrix. The transcript has 6 exons.